ACAACAAAAGCAUCCCCGUUAUAAUUCCUUCAAGAUUUCUGCAAAUCUUCCCAAGAAUCCCCACACAACUUUCAUGAGAUCUCUCUUUCAUUCGCACUCUCAGUAAGGAACCCCAGAUGAUGCAGAGACCACCACCCCAUGAAGAUUUCUCACUCAAAGAGACCAAACCCCACCUCGGCGGUGGGAAGGUCACCGGAGAUAAGCUCACGAGCACCUAUGAUCUCGUCGAACAAAUGCAAUACCUUUAUGUUCGUGUUGUUAAGGCCAAAGAUUUGCCGGCGAAGGAUGUCACCGGAAGUUGUGACCCUUAUGUUGAAGUUCGAAUGGGAAACUAUAAGGGAACAACUCGCCAUUUCGAGAAGAAGACAAAUCCCGAAUGGAACCAAGUGUUUGCUUUCUCGAAAGACCGGAUUCAGGCAACGAUGCUCGAGGUUACCGUAAAAGAUAAAGAUGUUAUGAAAGAUGAUAUAAUGGGUGGGGUUUUGUUUGAUCUUAACGAGGUUCCGAAAAGGGUUCCGCCAGAUAGUCCGCUAGCUCCGCAGUGGUACCGAUUGGUGGAUCGGAAAGGGGAUAAACUUAAGGGCGAGUUAAUGUUGGCGGUUUGGUGGGGGACUCAAGCGGAUGAAGCGUUUCCUGAAGCGUGGCAUUCGGAUGCUGCAGCCGUUAGUGCCGAUGGGUUAGCUAGUAUUCGGUCAAAAGUGUAUCUUUCACCGAAACUUUGGUAUCUUCGAGUUAAUGUGAUCGAAGCUCAAGAUUUGAUGCCGAAUGAUAAGACUCGGUUUCCCGAAGUUUUCGUGAAAGCGAUCCUCGGAAACCAGGCUUUGCGGACUCGAAUCUCAAUGAGUAAAACCAUAAACCCGUUAUGGAACGAAGAUUUGAUGUUUGUAGCCGCUGAACCGUUCGAGGAACCGUUGAUUUUGAGCGUGGAGGAUCGGGUUGCGCCUAACAAAGACGAGGUUCUUGGACGGUGUGCGAUUCCGUUGCAGUAUGUGGACCGGCGGCUAGACCACAAAGCGGUCAACACACGAUGGUUCAAUCUGGAAAAACACGUUAUGAUCGAAGGCGAAAAGAAGAAGGAAGUUAAGUUUGCUAGCCGGAUUCAUAUGCGGGUUUGUUUGGAAGGCGGUUAUCACGUUCUCGACGAAUCGACACAUUACAGUAGCGAUCUUCGGCCAACGGCUAAACAGUUGUGGAAAAAUAGCAUCGGGGUUCUCGAAGUCGGAAUCUUGAGUGCUCAUGGGUUGUCGCCGAUGAAAACGAAAGACGGGCGGGCCACAACCGACGCUUAUUGUGUGGCGAAAUACGGGACGAAAUGGAUCAGAACGAGAACGAUAAUAGACAGUUUUACCCCCAAAUGGAAUGAGCAAUACACUUGGGAGGUUUUCGAUCCGUGUACCGUCAUAACGAUCGGUGUGUUUGAUAAUUGUCAUCUUCAAGGCGGCGGAGAUAAAGCGGGCGGGGCCCGUGAUUCAAGGAUCGGGAAGGUUAGGAUUCGUCUCUCCACUCUCGAAACCGACCGUGUUUAUACCCAUUCGUACCCGCUUUUGGUUUUGCAUCCAUCCGGGGUGAAAAAGAUGGGCGAGAUUCAUCUUGCUGUUCGGUUUACGUGCUCGUCGUUACUCAACAUGAUGCAUAUGUAUUCACAACCGCUAUUGCCGAAAAUGCAUUAUAUUCAUCCGUUAACCGUGAGCCAGCUCGAUAGCUUGCGGCACCAGGCGACUCAGACUGUGUCAUUGCGGCUGAGCCGGGCUGAGCCGCCGUUGCGGAAGGAGAUCGUGGAGUAUAUGCUGGACGUUGGUUCUCAUAUGUGGAGUAUGAGAAGAAGCAAAGCGAAUUUCUUAAGAAUCAUGGCGGUUUUGGGUGGGUUGAUCGCGAUUGGAAAAUGGUUUGAUCAGAUUUGCAACUGGAAAAACCCGAUCACCACCGUUCUCAUCCACAUCCUGUUUCUGAUCCUCGUUUUAUACCCGGAGCUCAUUCUGCCGACCAUUUUCCUUUACCUUUUCUUGAUCGGAGUUUGGUACUACCGAUGGAAGCCGAGAAAUCCGCCACAUAUGGACACCCGUCUUUCAUGUGCCGAUAAUGCUCACCCAGAUGAACUCGAUGAAGAAUUCGACACUUUCCCAACUUCCCGACCCGCUGACAUCAUCAGGAUGCGGUACGACCGGCUGAGAAGUAUCGCCGGCCGGAUGCAGACGGUGGUCGGAGAUUUAGCGACUCAGGGAGAGCGAUUACAGUCGCUACUCAGCUGGAGGGACCCUCGAGCUACAUCACUCUUUGUGAUCUUCUGUUUAAUUGCCGCCAUUGUUCUUUACGUCACACCGUUUCAAGUUGUGGCACUUUUUACAGGCUUCUACAUGUUACGCCACCCUCGGUUUCGCCACAAGCUGCCAUCAGUGCCGCUCAACUUCUUUAGAAGAUUACCGGCAAGAACCGACUGCAUGCUGUGAGCUAAAAGGACGCGACUUUUGGCCAAAUUUUACCGAGAUUAGCCGUUGUGGUGUAAAAAAGCCGACUUUUUACUGGUAUGGCUCGUAAUUGUUGUUGUUUUCGGGUUCUGUAUUUUGUGGAUCUUGUGGUUCAUCCAUCUCAACUCAACAGUUGUGCUACUUAUAGUUUUGUAGGUUGAGUUAUGAUUCGAAUCUAUCCAUGGUUAAAUCCU
Cynara cardunculus var. scolymus (artichoke) is the source of this 2659-nucleotide messenger RNA. Its product is annotated as FT-interacting protein 1. The transcript is spliced from 2 exons. Bases 117 to 2447 code for a protein of 776 amino acids. NCBI's taxonomy places the organism in Eukaryota, Viridiplantae, Streptophyta, Magnoliopsida, Asterales, Asteraceae. The record is from RefSeq and is a predicted model, not a curated record.